CAAAUCACACUGCACCUUACCAGCCCCUAACCAGGAUUCGAUCUUUCCCAGGAGGUGAACCCUGGGGUUCCACACCAAUGACGGAGACAUUACCUCUGGGCAAAAGCACCACUGCAGGAGAGUAAAGAGAUGCAAAAAAACCCUAAAAAUAAUUACUAAGAUCUAAUUUGUGUUUAUUGUAGUUAACUUGAUCUGCUUCCUCUGAAUUUAAAGUAAAGUAAACACAAACAAACUCUUUCUCACAGUAGUAGAUGGUCUUUGAACUAAACCAGGUUAUUUAUUUCCUGUUUUUAUGAUACCCUGCUUUUAUUCGCUAAAAUUAACACAAUUACCAGGUUCAACAAACCAACCAACCAAACAACCAACCAACCAACCAAUAGAUAACAAAUUAAAAGCAAAACUGCAAAUAAAAGAAGACCAAACCAAUAUUAAAAUAUAUGGAUUUCUUAAGUAAUUGGACAAAUAAGACAGGAAAACAGUGGCUAAUGAAAAAUAAGGGCCAUUAUUUUCAAAUGCUAGGAAUUCUGGAUGAAAAUAGGUUAUUUUUGUGUGUUUUUACUCAUUUAGCAGGCUGGUGGGGUUUAAAACUGCAUCCUCUUCACUUUGUCUGGGGAUUCUGGAUCUGGAGAUUUGCAAUUAUUUCUUUAAAUUGCUAAAUGUAUUUAUUUAUUUAAAUUGCUUUUUUUUAAAGCUCAGAAUAUCAAUUCACAUUGUGAUUUUUUCUACUCGUCUUAUGGAAAAUAUUUGCAAUCUUAAAAUUACAAAUCUUGCAAUUAAAUCCAUAACACGUGUCUGUUGUGUUCACAACACUCAGGUGUAAAGAUCUCACUUGGUUUUCCACGUCACUUAUGUGACGCUGCUGUCUCUGUGCAUCACUCUCUGUCGCGCCGCUCCGAUGUUCUACAACACAUCUCAGGACAGCAGUGGUGAUGAAGAACUUGAGCUACUUUUCCCAGUCUCCUUCUCUACACGGGAACCGGUCCACAUCAACACAUCUACUGUAACCCCCACCCUGAAGGACACCAUCACCACCACCAUGAUCCGCCUGAAGGACUUUGUCCUGACCAGAGUGGUGGACUUCCUGCAGGAGAACAUGUUGAUCAUCAUUGUAGUCACCUCUCUUCUCAUCGUCAUGGUCUUCAUCAUCUGCUGUGCUUCUGCUAUGAGUCAGAAACGGAAGCUGGAGGCCUACAAGCCCACUGCUAAUCCACCCAGGAAGUACAUGGCAGAUAAGAAUGCCAGUGAUCUCCAUGAGAGGACCUAUGCCGUGGACCAUGUUAAGAGAGUCCAGAUCCAGAGCAUGCCCUCACCCAAGCACCUGAGCUCCCCAUCCAAAGCCCUGGUAGGAGAGAAAGGAAGGGACGUCAGGUCGUCCCCUCGGCAGGAGGUAAGGAAGGUGAGGGGGGAAGAGGAGGUGGAAAAGCGGAGAGAGGAGCCCAGACACAAGGAGCAGUCCAAGCAGAGAGGGGAGGUACAGCAGUGGAGCUCCAGCGCCAGUCAACCUGUCUGCACAUGUCAUCUGAAAAAGGCUCAUCACUAAUCCAAGGUUCAGGAUCAGAGAGAUUCAAAAUAGUUGAACCAUGGCAUUAAACCUAAAACAAAAUGGAGAAAGGAUAAACCACAAAUGUAGGCUCAUCUCAAAGGAUGUCGAGCUGCAGCAGGCAA
Molecule: messenger RNA, 1665 nt
Organism: Cynoglossus semilaevis (tongue sole)
Lineage: Eukaryota; Metazoa; Chordata; Actinopteri; Pleuronectiformes; Cynoglossidae
Product: transmembrane protein 119-like
Exons: 1
Coding region: 896-1540 (214 amino acids)
Biological process (GO): positive regulation of bone mineralization; positive regulation of osteoblast differentiation; positive regulation of osteoblast proliferation
Cellular component (GO): plasma membrane
Source: RefSeq, a predicted model, not a curated record